Rhizophagus irregularis DAOM 181602=DAOM 197198 is the source of this 2310-nucleotide messenger RNA. RefSeq lists its product as uncharacterized. Gene Ontology annotation, cellular component: nucleus. Lineage: Eukaryota; Fungi; Glomeromycota; Glomeromycetes; Glomerales; Glomeraceae. The record is from RefSeq and is a predicted model, not a curated record. Gene Ontology annotation, molecular function: ubiquitin protein ligase activity.
UAUAAUUUUGAAUAAACUAUAGUUUAAACAUUUGAAUAAACUUUAUUGUAAUUGUAAGUGAAUUAAUUAUUAUGGGCCAGACACAUUCCUCUUCAGCGAAUAAUCAGGAUCAAGAUGGGGAUGUUAUAAUGGUAGACGAUUCAGAGAAUAAUAUCGGAGAUGCCAAUAGUUUAGACUUUAAUGGAACAACAUACGCUUCAAGGAGAGUACGUACACAAGUCAGCCGGACCAGCUCUCAGGAUCGGGCUCAGUUUACAACUUCUACGAUUGAGCAAGCUCCCCAAAAUGGUUCGCAAAGAGUUUUACGAAUGACACCAGCGAGACGCAGAAGACAACAACUUUCUAGUUUAUAUUCUUUUUUUCCUUCUACAGGAACAACAACUCAAACUCAAACUCUUAGCAGACCCUUAAAUCGACAUCAAAGAUUGCAUCACAACACCAUUGAGGAUGUUUCAUUUGCGCCUAGGCAAACCGAUGCAAUAGCGCCAAGUUUGUUAAGACGAAAUCGAACUAGAUCUUCAAGUUAUAAUGGACAAGAAACUUCGACAAAUUCUGGUAUAACGUUUAGUAAUUCGGAAUCAACUCAUAAUACUUUACCAACUUCAGAAACAAUGUUUGAUAUUAGACGUCCUCGUUCGAGUUCAGUUGAUGCUAUAGUUAAUGGCGAUUUAGAUGGUGAUAUGACGCGGCCAAAUGUUCGCUUCUCUGAUCGCUUACGCCGAUCUAGCACUCACAGAGGAUCUUCAACACGCCAAUAUUCUUCAUCUAUUUCUUUAUCCAGUACAUCAUCCUCUAAUUCAGGUUCUUCGACAGCUGGUACUCAAACAGAUCCUUUGGCAGGGUCGCCACAACGUUCAAGAAGAAGAGUCACUCGCAUUUCGGCGAGACGACUGUUUAAUUUUGGUGGGCAAGAUUCUGAAAGCAACAGCAGUAAUAAUAAUAGUAAUAAUAAUAAUAGUAAUAAUAAUGAAGACGAUGCGGAAACUCAUAAUUUAGGGCGAGUUUUGUCUAUUGCAGCAGCAGCUACUGCUGCAUCUCUUGUUGCUAGUCAGGAAAAUGCUGUAAUUGAAGCUGAAAGAGCGGCAAAUGAGGGGCACGAUGGAAGUUUUGAAAGUUUUUUAGCUGCUCUUCAGAGGCGACGUCGUGAGGCUUCAAGUAGAUCUACUAAUCAAUUAACGGCAGCUUCUUCGUCAUCUGAGGAACGAGACUCUUCAAUUGAUAAUAACACAACUGGCUCACAGCCAUCGCAACCUAUGUCAUUUUUCCGUUUAUUUCGCUUUGGUGGAUCUCGUUCUUCUUUGACACAGCAAAAUAUCCCACCAGAAACUGGUGCAAAUGUUACAUCUUCAAUACCUAAUGUGACAAGUGAUACUAGUUCAAGUAAUACACCUCAAAUGGUACCAGUUAUUAUUAUUGGAAUUAGAAGCGUCCAGCCAAGAGAUGAUUCGAAUGGAAAUUCACCAUCAUCACAAAAUGUUGAUAACUCUGCUAAUCUUGAAAGUAGAAAUAAUUCAAGUAGAUCAUCAAGAACUCGGUCUUCUUCAACCUCAAGUCGUGCUUCUGUUAGAUCUACUGCAUCAACUGCUACCCAAACACCGCCUGCACGAUCGUGGAUUAUCUAUGUUUUAGGAGGUACCUAUCCUGCUACUCAUCCUAUUCUUACCACACCAUCAUUAUUUUCUGAUAAUCCUACUUAUGAGGAUAUGAUGUUAUUAUCAUCUCUUAUUGGACCUGCACGACCUCCAACCACGACACAAAGCGAGAUUGAUGCAAGUUUACCAAUUGCAUUAUAUAAUGAAAGCAUUGUUACAGAUCUUUUAGGAAAUGCAGAGAAGUGUCAAGUAUGCUUGUGUGACUAUAUUGCUGACGAAGAAAUUAGAGUACUAAAUUGUCGCCAUGGUUUCCACAAGGAAUGUAUUGAUAAGUGGCUUACUGAAGGAUCUAACAAGUGUCCUAUUUGUCGUGGUGUUGGUGUACCACCUCGUGAAUCAGAUACAAAUAAUAGUGGUCCUAUUCCAACAACUUCAGCGGGGUUAGAUUCUAUGGGACCUUUCUUUUAAGAACAGACUUAUAUGGUGAUCUUUAAUGGACUAUGAUAAAUAUAUGAUUAUAUUGGACAUUUUGACUGUAGAUCAAUUUUAUUAUCAAGUUUUUGAAUAGCUUGAAGAUAUUUUUUUCUUUAAUUUCCUAUUUUUAUUGUGAUAGCAUGAUAUUUUUAGAAGAUCAUCAUUUAGGUUAAAUAUUUGUAAUAUUUUCGUUUAUUACCGUGUUUUAAUCAACUUACAUCAAAAAAAAUUACUAUUGAAAUAG